Molecule: messenger RNA, 675 nt
Organism: Paramecium tetraurelia
Lineage: Eukaryota; Ciliophora; Oligohymenophorea; Peniculida; Parameciidae
Exons: 5
Molecular function (GO): protein binding
Source: RefSeq, a predicted model, not a curated record
AUGAAACGCCAGAUUAAUUAUAGUAUAAAAUUAUUGAAGACCAUUAGAGCUCAAAAAUAGAUUCAACCUAAUCAGAUGAAUCUAGAAACCCAAAGAGAUUUUGCUAAAUUUAUAAAUGACACAAUCCAACCUUAAGACAGACCUAAAUCAGAAUCAUAAUUAUAAUAAAGCAAUAGAUCCUAUAAAUAAUUGCAAUAAGAUAAUAAGCCAUAGAAUCAAGGAAUAUGCAAAAUUUAGGAAAAUCUUUGCAACGAAUACUCAAAUUAAAAGGUUGAACGAAAGAGUGUAAAGUUAGAUGAAGUUAAUCGUUUGAAUGAAGUUUUAAAAUAUACUGAUAAGUAAAUACUUUACAAUCAAAAUGUCUCUUAUAAUUAUUAUAAGAAAGCUACUAUUCUCAUUAAAUUAGAUUCAUUAGAAAUUGCUCUACAGUUUAUUGAUUAAGCUAUAAAUUUGAAUAAUAAAGAAGAUAAGUAUUAUUAUCAAAAAGCAUUAUUGUUGAGUUCUCUUGGUCAAUUUUUAUAAGCUUUAUAAUUAUUUGAUUUUGCAAUAGAAAGAAAUCCAAACAGAGGAUGCUAUUAUUAUGAAAAAGGAAAAGCAUUACAGAAAUUGGGUCGUUAAAAUGAAGCUGAAAAAUAAUUUUAAUUAGCUAGUGCAAUGGAAAAAAAUGAUAAUUGA